This is a messenger RNA of Odobenus rosmarus divergens (Pacific walrus), 843 nucleotides long. It is a transcript of the gene MRPL34, whose product is annotated as mitochondrial ribosomal protein L34. Gene Ontology annotation, biological process: translation. The transcript is spliced from 2 exons. Gene Ontology annotation, cellular component: ribosome; mitochondrial large ribosomal subunit. The record is from RefSeq and is a predicted model, not a curated record. NCBI's taxonomy places the organism in Eukaryota, Metazoa, Chordata, Mammalia, Carnivora, Odobenidae. The coding region runs from base 125 to 385 and encodes 86 amino acids. Gene Ontology annotation, molecular function: structural constituent of ribosome.
CCCGGAGGCCACGCGGCCUCCCGCGGUAGGAGAAACUACAUUUCCCAGAAGUUUUCGUUCGCAGCUGCAGAGCCUAUUCGCUUUGGAAUAGCGGGCGUGGGGACGUUGCGACCGGCGGCUGGACAUGGAUUUCUUGAUCGGAGCCGCAGGUCGCCAGUUGGGUCGCGUCAGGUGGCUCCAGCCCCGCGCCUGGCUGGGGCUCCCCGACGCCUGGGGACUUCCUGCCACACAGCAGAACCGGGGAAAGGCGCGUGGAAACGAGUAUCAGCCGAGCAACAUCAAACGCAAGCACAAACAUGGCUGGAUCCGGCGCCUGAGCACACCGUCCGGCGUCCAGGUCAUCCUUCGCCGCAUGCACAAAGGCCGCAAGUCGCUGAGCCAUUAAGGAGCGCGAAGCUGCCGGCGGGACCCCCAUUAGAGCAUUUCUCUGUCCUGGGACCUCUCCUGCCUUUGUUUUUAUGGGGAGCCAGGACAACUCAGACAUGAGCGCUCCUCAAAUUGUGGAGUCGGCCCCCGGGGGGAACGUCUGGGGUUGGACUGAGAGUGGGAGUAGGAAGUCAGACCUUGCCUAGUCCUUUUCUACGCUAUUGAAUUAGGAAGAAUUUCGAACAUAUGGCAAUAGUCCACAAUGAACCCUGGGUACUCAGUACAUAGCUCUGACCACCAAUUACCCACAACCCCCCUGCCCCCUCCUGUGUUAUUUGGGAGCAAAUCUCAGGCAUUGGGUUAUUUCUUCUGUAUUUAAUAAGAAAUCUCUCCAAGAAGAACAGGACUCUUUAAAACAUAAUCACAAAACUUUUCCCACCUAAAAAAUGGUUAACAAUUCCUUAAUAUUGUCUAAUA